CAGAGAGACAAGUGCAGGAAAAGAAUCCGAACAUGGAGUUGGACUCGGACUGCUGUGAAUUCCCGCAAGACUGCUCGAUGGUGGACGUCCAGGACUUAGGAGAUAUGGGACUAAAAAUGAUGUACAAUACAAACAGUGUGUUGCAAAAGAUUGCCAACCUGUACGCCGAACGUUUGAUGUCAGAUGUGACGCUUGUGGUGGGUGAGAAUCGUUAUCCGGCUCAUCGCAUCAUUCUCUGCGCCAGCAGCGACGUCUUUCAGGUGAUGUUGAUGAAUGCAACUUGGCGCGAGUUUGGCGACGCGGUCAUCACGCUGCAGGAGGAGGAAAAAUGCCAAGACGUGUUCCCACAGUUUCUGCGCUACAUGUACGUUGGCAAGAUGACGAUCUCGGUCGAUACGGCAGUGUACAUAUUGAAGCUUGCCGACAAGUACAACAUCCACGAUUUGGUGCAAAUAUGCAUUGACUACAUGAAACGGCACAUAAACAAGGCAACCGAAAAGGGUCACUUCGUCGAGUGGCUGCACAAUGCGUUGCUAAUCUGUCCGGGCUGUAAGGAUUUGAUCACGCUGCUGGAGAACUACCUGAAGUGGAACUUAGAGCGGAUAGUGUUGUACCCGGGCUGGGAGCAGCUAAGCCCCGGCCUGAUGAACUUUUUGCUGCAACAGAACGAUCUGGUCGUGCGCAGCGAGUUUCGGCUUUACGAGCUAGUCGAAUGCUGGUUUCGUUACCAAAAAAUGCAGAUCGAGGAACGGAUCGAUAUGCGAGAGCAGGACCGAGAGAGUGCUAUCAAUAAGCUAAUCAACGGUGUACUGGUACACAUACGAUUCGCGAUGAUGAGCCUACCGCAGCUGGCGAACGUGCUGAUGAGCGGUGCAUCGGUACGGAUGUUGAAAGAGUUUUACGUGGCACGGGUUGCCGACGGUAUGAACUUUCAUUCGCGCCAUCUAGAGAUAGUGAGUGCCAUACGGCAGAGCGAAACGGGCAAACUGUUUUUUACCCCCCGGCUCUACGCGAGCGACCUGUGGAGCCUUGAGAUUGCCGUCAACUACUUCCACAAGGUGGAAAAGUAUUCGAGUGUUGCGUCGGUGUUUUUUUCGCCAACCAACUUUAGUGAUGUUGACGAGGAAAGUAAUGGCUGGGAUGUCGAGUUUUUCCCGCUAGGCGUACGAUACAAACCAGCACAAUUGAUUGGUAUUUACAGUGCGGCCACCAAUCGGGAAAUACCCGAAAGCAUCAUUCGCACUGUACGCUUGAGAAUUACCAGCCAGACGGCAAUGCGAACCGAACGACGAUACAUGAUUGGCGUUCUGAUAUGUGGUAUGAUGAAUGACGAAGAGUAUGUCCGCAACUGUCACGUGCGGAUGGCAUAUUUCUCCAACGAUCAACGGGUGCUGAAUAUCGAUAAUUUAAUACCGUUCGAAGAACUGCAGCUGGGCGCGAGGAAGUUUAGUCAAUAUAUGGUCGGAUUGGAGCAAAAUACGAUCAAGAUUAAGGUUGUUAUCGUACCGUUAAAUCGGUUCUCCAACGUAUUUGCUCCAAAGUUGGAAUAGUAGCUAGAACCCCUUAACGAAGCUCCGAGAGUAAGUUUAUACUAUUCUUUUAACAUGUGGGCUGAUAAUUGGCAAGGUUCAGCUGAAGCACUGAAAUGAGCACUGAAGAUGGUGAACACAGUGGACGCCCAAAAGAGGUGGUUACUGAGGAAAACAUUAAAAAUUUUAUUUAAUAUAUAUUAUGACGGCUGUGCCGUAUUUUCAAAAAACAUUAAAAAUAAUCCACAAAAUUAUUAAAAGCAACCAUAAUGUGAAGUUGAUCGAGAUAGUUGACACCCUAAAGAUGUCUAAGGAACGUGUUGGACAUAUCGUUCACGAGUAUUUGGAUAUGAGAUAGCUCUGUGCAAAAUGGCUGCCGCGCAAGCUUACAUUUGACCAAAAACAACAAAGAAUUGAUGAUUCGGAGCAGAGUUUGGAGCUGUUUGAGCGAAAUAAAUCCGAGUUUUUGCGUCAGUAUGUUACCAUGGAUGAGUCUUGGCUUCUCCACUUCACUGCAAAGUCCAACAGACAGUCAUCCGAGUGGACUGGACGCGAUGAACCUGUUCCAAAGCGGGGGAAAACGCAACAAUCAGCUGGCAUGGUUAUGGCGUCAGUUUUUUUGCGAUUCGCAAGGAAUAAUCUUCAUCGAUUAUCUUGAGAAACGAAAGACCAUUAAUUGCGACUACUAUAUCAAGUUAUUGGAGCGUUUGAAGGACGAAAUCGCCAAAAAACGGCCACAUUGGAAGAAAAAAAAGUUUUGUUUCGUCAAGAAAACGCACCGUGCCACAAACCAGUGAAAACAAUGGCAAAAAUUCAUGAAUUAGGCCACGAAAUACUCCACCACCCACCGUAUUUCGUAGAUCUGGCUCCCAGUGACUAACCCCAUUUCUCAGAUCCCAAAAGGAUGUUCUCUGAGAAGAAAUUUUCGUCGGAUAAAGAGGUGUUCGCCGAAACUGAGGCCUUUUUUGACGCAAAGGACAAAUACUACUACAAAAAGGGUAUCGAAAAUUUUAAAGACCGCCAAAAUCGGUGUAUCGCCCUUAAAGGGACGUAUGUUGAAUACAAAAAAAUAAUUUGGCCAAAAAUAAGUGUUUUACUGUCAUAGGCCAAACAAUUAUCAGCCCACCUGUUAGUACAUCUCUCUAUUUUAUUCGGAGAUCUCUGCGCAUUCGGAGAUAUCGCGGUUUGCGAAAUUUCACUUCUGAGUUUGUUUAUGUCCCAAAUCAUUGACUUAAAAAGACUCCUGCCGUGGCUUUUAACGUCUGAGCAGUAAGUAAGCUAUAAACUAACUCAGUUGUUCAAAUUUUGAAACCGCGUAUCUCGGGGACAAACUGUAUGUUGUGGAUUGCCUUUAAUUUUCUCGCUAGAUCAGUCCGUUGGAAACAGGAGUAGUUUUCUUUAUUUACAUUUGACUAAUAUAGAUAACAGAAUCCGGACCGUAGCAAAGACUAUCCGGUUGCGUAUUAAAAUAAGUUUAUUAGCUGAAACAGAUAACAGAAUAGGGAGAAUGUAUAUUAAAAAUCUUUGAUUUUGAUUCCGUUUCUUCUUAUUCAUAAUAAUGUACCGACACUUAUGUGUGUUUUCGUUGUUUUCGUUUUGUGUUAAAACUCAAUAUUAAAUGUUAUGGAUUUAACAGCGGUAACCAUUACUUAAAAAUAAAAUUUGUGAAUUUGAUCAGUUUUUUCGUAACGUAAUUAUGCGCUUGCACUUCCUUCGUGCCUAUCCAUUACCGACCGUUACUCACUUCAUGUUCACUACAUCCUGCUAGGUUCAGUUUACGUAACAGUUGUGUAUUAGGGUACAAUA
This is a messenger RNA of Anopheles moucheti, 3335 nucleotides long. RefSeq names its product BTB/POZ domain-containing protein 17 (gene Tango10). The record is from RefSeq and is a predicted model, not a curated record. The coding region runs from base 33 to 1550 and encodes 505 amino acids. Lineage: Eukaryota; Metazoa; Arthropoda; Insecta; Diptera; Culicidae. Gene Ontology annotation, molecular function: protein binding. The transcript has 4 exons.